Molecule: messenger RNA, 1664 nt
Organism: Sipha flava (yellow sugarcane aphid)
Lineage: Eukaryota; Metazoa; Arthropoda; Insecta; Hemiptera; Aphididae
Exons: 3
Coding region: 770-1462 (230 amino acids)
Molecular function (GO): sequence-specific DNA binding
Source: RefSeq, a predicted model, not a curated record
GAUGUGAACGAUUGAACGAAAUUAACGAUGAACUUGAUCAUCUAAACGUAAACUAGUUCAUAUCGUUCACUGAAGUGAGUAGUUCAAUUGAACUAGGUCGUUCAUGAAUGACAUAUCUUUAAUUCAAAUAGUUUUCAUUCGAAUGAAACAAUUGAAUAAUUUUUCAUUCCAACAAAACAAGUAGGUUAUAUAGUCUUGAUUGUCAUUUUAUCUAAAUUUCAAAUACCCAUAAACACUGUCGACAUUUUUACCAACGAAGAUGAACUUAUGAAGGAUCUUAUAUUAAGGUUUCAAGAUUUUUAUUGAAAACAUUUCAAACGUUUAAAAAAAAAAAAUAUGAUGGAAGACUUCUCAUUAAGUUCACAAUAGGUGUCUUAAAAAAAACAACUGUCCUUCAGCCGUCUUUAAAAACAGAAUAUUCGAAUAGUUCAAUACUAUCGAAUAGGCCGGUAUUAUAAAUACUAUCGAACAGUUCGCUUAUAUCAAACUAUCGAAUAAUUCGAUAGUGUCCAUUACUAGUAAACAUAGUAAACUCAUUAAGCACUAAUGAACUGCAAUUUUCCCGAAUACUUUGUUAAUUUAUAUUUUUUAGUUUGUACUUAAGUUACAAACGUUAUGCGAUAUAUGAUUCAUUAUUAAUACAUCCGUUUUUUAUCGUCCUGGUUAUGUCAGUACUUAGAAAAAUUUUUAAUAAUUUUAAAUCAAUAUAAUGUCCUAUUAAAAUAUCAAAUGAUUUCGUUUGAAUAUUUUCUAUAAAACUCGUCUUAAAAUGAGUGUAAAAGGCAACCACAAUGCUUGUUUUAUUUGUUUAAGAACGCCAAUCAAAUAUCCAGGAAUUUCUUUACACAGAUUUCCAUCCAAUCUCGCUCAAAGAUUGCUGUGGCUUGAAGCCUGCGGAUUAGCUGAAGAAGAUUACAGAUCGUCUCGAAGAGUUUGUUCAUUUCAUUUUAGAAAAGAGUGUUUUCAUACAACCUAUAUCAGAAAAUCUUUAAAACCUGGUUCUGUUCCAACAAUAUUUACAAAAAAAGAUUUUGAAGAUUACAAAAACUCGGUAUUACAAAAAAAUGAAUUAAAAAAGUCCAAAAAGAAAAAAAAGAAGAAAAAGAUUAAAAAAAGAAAUAAAAAAAAUAAAGAAGAAUCAAAUGAAACACAAACAUUAUUUUGUCCAAAAUCAAUGAUAAGAUAUGAUAAUUCACCCAACGGUUACAAAACGGUAUGGGUAUGCAGAAUAUGUCUUGUAUUUUUAUUCAGUGAAGAUGCUGUUAAUAAUCAUUUAAGUAACUGCAAUAUAUCCAGUGAUGCAGAAACUGACCAAGAUAUUCCUCUUGAACAGAAUAAAUCUAAUAAAUCGACUGUGAAUAAUGCUGGAGAAUCCAGUACAUCCGAAUACAUACCCAGUUGUUCAUCAUCUGAAGAUGAAUCCAUUACAAUGGAUGAUGAUAGUGAUAAUGAAGUAAAUUAAAAAUUAUGUAUGUUAUUUAACCAUUGAUAUCAUCUAAAAUUUCUUGUGUUAAUUGAUUCAAAUUUAUUAUUCACUAUAUCAUUAUUUUUAAUGGAUGCAUUUUUAAGUAAACAGUUGUAAUUACUAAGUAAUUAAUAUUUAAAUGUAUACAUGAAUAAAUUUUACUAACAAACGUAAAAAACAAUAGCUGUAUAUUGUGAAA